UGGUGUUUCUCUCGAGCACACAUGUGUAUUGGGUAAGUUUAUCACUCAAUCUUCGGACAUUGAAACAGCACAAUGUAAUUUUGAUUUUCAUUCCUAAAGAAAUCAUAAUAUCACAGACAUCACGAGAUCAAGGUCUUCAAAUGGUUGUAACUUGACUGGCCAGAAAGAACAUUGAUUUUUCUAGAUAAUCAAAUUAGCACCAGUUGAAGGAGAGGUUUUUUUCUUCAAGAUUCAUUCAUCAUUUCCACUUUCUCAAGUCUAAGAACCACUUUUGUUGAAAGUAUCCAAAUUUCCAAGAAUUACGAAAUUAGGACAUUUAAUCCACAUUUUGAACAACCUAAAGGAAGAGGGCAUGCAGGAAACCCCAUCAUGAGAAAGAGUCAUCAACAGAUGAUGCUGAUCAAAACAAUUUCUAGGGAGAACUCAAUAUCUUCAGCUGGAGCAGUGAUGAAGAAAAGGACAAAUUUUGUGAAGAAUUAAUGGAAGAGAGUAAGAUAGAGAUGGAUCGGGUCCCCCUGGUUGAGUUUUUCAUCCAGUCUGCUGAACGCCUCCAAGUUUCCCCCAUUGUUAAGUACUCUGCAUUCUCCUUCUUAGCCGAUCGCUUCGUUCCAUUUCUUCCAACCUUCAUACAAGCUGCUGGAACUUCCUCUUCAAGUUGGCUAUUGCGACCUGUCACCCAGAGUACCUUGCAGCUGUUUGCGCUUAUUUCUCUGUGGAUUUCUACCAAAGUGCCUUCCUUUGUUGCUUCUCUCUUUUCAUUCGCCACUCUGUUACCCUUCUUUUCACAUCGCACUCAAAAAUCCAUUCAUGUAUUCAUGCAUUCAUGCAUGCAGAUACACAAUUCUCGACCACUCUCCGUUGCAUGUUUCAAGUCCUUGGCUGACACUUCCAUCCAGGAGCAGCACUUCACUACUCGUAAUUUCCUUGAAGCAGAGGUCCUCUUCAUGCAGGUUUUGAAUUUUGAGAUUGGUACAGCAAAUAUUGCUUUCUUCUUCCUUGAAGAUCUUUGGGUUCAGUUCAAGGGAGUGGCCAAAGUUGGCGAAUUGAUUAGCAUUGAAGUUUGCAUGGAUAUUAUGGAUCUUUUAUAUGAAAAAGAGGAGAUGUCGGUUCAUUUUAGGUCCCCUAAGUCCCUUGCUGCGUCAAUCUUGGUUACGUCAUACCUAAUCACGGUCCCUAAACAGAAAUGGGAGUUUCCUGUUCUUGCAUGGGUAAAUUUUGUGACCUCAUGUAAGGAAGAUGAUAUCACAAGAUUGGUGACCAAGAUUCUCAAGCAUGUUCUCCGUCCUUCCUGAGAUAUGAUCAGGUAAGUGGACUUCGACAGAAUGAAUCACUUUUAAUAUCUGAAAUCUGGCCCCCAUCAGUGCACUAUGCAAUUACUAAAUUUUGUUGAAUUUGAUAGUUAAAAUCAAUUGUCUGCAUAAAGUGUGCAUAUUAUUAUCCAAUGAAAAUAGUUUAAUGAAGCUGAUUGAGUAUAGUAUAUCGAAAAUGUGGAUUCUUAUUCUAACUCCUGUCUUCUGGUUUAUUUAUCCUAAUUAUUUACAUGUAUGAUGACAGUCUUUAAUGAAAUGAUACAUGAUAUUCUUAGCUUAAUUGUGUUUUGGAUAACUUGUAUAAUUCUCUGUUGUGUGAAUGGUACUGAAGUAGGUGGCGGCAAAAAAAAUUAGUCAUUCAGGAUCGCAGAAGAGUUUGAGGAUAAAUAUGUAGCCAUAUAUCAAAGAAGAACAUUCAAAAUUAAAAAAUUGAAGAGAUAGUACUCUUCCAUUCACCAGUUAGUAAUGGAAGACAUUGUGCUACAUAUGACCAGCUAUUAUGCUUCAAUUACUUGCAAGUGGGUUACGUCUUUCUUUUUAGAUGAACUUGGUGCUAUCUUUUUUUCAGAAUUCAUUCAUCAGUUACCUAAAGAGAA
Messenger RNA from Vigna angularis (adzuki bean), 1906 nucleotides. Its product is annotated as cyclin-J18. The coding region runs from base 480 to 1292 and encodes 270 amino acids. The transcript is spliced from 8 exons. Lineage: Eukaryota; Viridiplantae; Streptophyta; Magnoliopsida; Fabales; Fabaceae. The record is from RefSeq and is a predicted model, not a curated record.